This is a messenger RNA of Syngnathus typhle (broad-nosed pipefish), 2439 nucleotides long. It is a transcript of the gene casp7, whose product is annotated as caspase 7, apoptosis-related cysteine peptidase. Bases 158 to 1081 code for a protein of 307 amino acids. Gene Ontology annotation, biological process: apoptotic process; proteolysis. Lineage: Eukaryota; Metazoa; Chordata; Actinopteri; Syngnathiformes; Syngnathidae. Gene Ontology annotation, cellular component: cytoplasm. The record is from RefSeq and is a predicted model, not a curated record. The transcript is spliced from 7 exons.
UGACGCGACGCCGUGACGUAUGACGUCGUGACGUUCCUUGAAGCUUUCCCCGUAAACUUGACGGAAGAACUUCCAGGUGUUGUUUUUGAGGAAGUCAGAAGUAUUGCUGGUGAACAAACAACUUUUUUGUGUGUUAAUACCACUAUAACGGCACAAUAUGGCUGAAGCGACUCAACUUGGAGAUUUAGAAGAGGACGAAAUGUUGGGGGACGUAGUAGAUGCCAAACCUGACCGCAAGGGGCGGUUUUUACUCUUUGGCAAGAAGAAUAAGGAUGGCCAGACGCGGGAGCAGGACUACUCUUCUGAAAGCCAUUACAGAAUUGUCUCACCAACAUUCCAGUAUAAGAUGAGCCACCGGCGAGUGGGCAAGUGCAUCAUCAUCAACAACAAAAACUUUGAAGAAAGGACAGGGAUGAAUGUACGCAACGGGACGGACCGCGACGCCGGCGAGCUCUUCAAGUGCUUCAAGAGUCUGGGCUUCAACGUCUUCAUCUACAACGAUCAGACCUGCGAGAAGAUGGAGCGUCUCCUCCGAGAGGCUUCAGAGGAAGACCACAGCGACAGCUCGUGUUUCGCCUGCAUCCUGCUGAGCCACGGCGAAGAGGGCAUGAUCUACGGCACGGACGGCGCCAUGCCCAUCAAGACCAUGACCUCGCUCUUCAGGGGGGACAUGUGCAAAAGUCUGGUGGGGAAGCCCAAGCUUUUCUUUAUCCAGGCUUGUCGGGGUUCCGAAUUCGACGACGGCAUCCAGACGGAUUCGGGUCCGCCCAACGACACCAUGGAGACGGACGCCAACCCGAGACAUAAGAUCCCGGUGGAGGCCGAUUUCCUCUUUGCCUACUCCACCGUGCCGGGGUACUACUCCUGGAGGAACCCCGGGCGCGGCUCCUGGUUCGUGCAGGCGCUGUGCAACGUCCUCAACGAGUUCGGCAAGCAGCUGGAGAUCAUGCAGAUCCUGACCCGCGUCAACUACAUGGUGGCCACCAGCUUCGAGUCCUGGUCCGAGGACCCGCGCUUUAGCGAGAAGAAGCAGAUCCCCUGCGUGGUCUCCAUGCUGACCAAGGAGCUCUAUUUCAAUUGACGACGGCGGGGACGGACCGAGCCGUCCGAGAAGCAUUCAGGGAUGAUUCCGGCCCCGGCGGGAACAAGCGCUGCACUUUGGAUUGGGCCCGAAACGGAAUCUUUUUAUAGUGGCACUCCACUUUCGGUUUUCUUUUUUUUCUUUUUUCUUUUCCUCCUCUCUUCUUCAGGUUUUUCUUCACAACAGUGGCGUCACGUUUGAUGGGAUCUUUGUCAGCAGGCAUUGCGAGAUAUGCAUGUUCUUCUACUACCACUUCACUUUUGUUCCCGCACUUGUCGCUGCCAUUUCCUUGUCCGAAUAGGUGCCGUCUCGUCAUUUUCACUCGCAACAAGUUCGGACCGUAGAGACAAAGACCGCGACUUUGAGUUGAAACCACCAUCCUCAGGUUCAUUCAUGUCCCGUACAGCGUUGAAAAAAAAAAAAAAAUUGUAACCUGUUAACGUACUGUUUGCGAUCCAAAAUGAGUUUUUUAAAGGUCAAACUCAUUUAGGAUAGAAAUGAAACAUUUAUCAUGAGUGGAAAUCUUCUAAAAAUUUAAGUAAUUCAAUAAAUGAAAAGAAUGACCGGUUAUUUUUAAGUAUGACCCACUUUAGAAUCAUAAAUUAGAAAAAAAUCAAAUUUUCGGAUCUGAUUGGCGCCACCAUCGAAGAAGAAUUUCCCGGUUUUCACCCAAGCUUGUUUGGAAGGCCUGCAAAUUGCGCCUUGAAAAACAAACAAUUGUAAGAAAAUCUCAUUUCUAUCGCAAUAUGGGACAAAAGUUUGUCUGUGUGCUUGUGUCCAUCACAGAGGCAGCUAUUGACGAUGACAAGUGUCAACCUCACGGUACCCUUUCUCCGUGUCGCCGCCGCACUCAUUCUCACACGUUGUCCGUGUUGUUUUUUAUUUUUAAAUCGGUCUUUGAACAAUUUGAACACACCGGUGCAAAGCAAUGACAAACUUUCCGUUUGAAAACCCAAAACCGAGUAAAAUCGAUCGAUCCCUGGGAUCUCUCAUCCUUACCCAAACUGUGCAGAAAGGAGUGUUUGCGCCACUACUCUGUUCCCCCCCCCCCCAUCAUUAUUUAGGGGUUCCAUUUUAAAUGCUUUCUGGUGUUAAAUGCUGUUGUCCUCACUAAAUUUAUUUGAAAGGCUUUAGAUGCAUGCAUGAAGUAAAAAAAAAAAACAGAUCAUCUGAACCAGUGUUAAAAAAACACACACAUGCUUAUGUAAAAUUUUUAAAUAUGAAUUUCUUGUGUUAUGAGCUGAGUGGUUUGUAGCAACGCAUACAACCUAAUGUACCCAACCACACAUUUUGUUAACUAAUUGGUUGUUUCUUGUACAUAAAAGAAAUGUGUGUAAAAUAAACAUUUACACAUUUUA